This is a messenger RNA of Temnothorax curvispinosus, 1734 nucleotides long. RefSeq names its product splicing factor 3A subunit 3 (gene noi). Gene Ontology annotation, molecular function: RNA binding; zinc ion binding. Bases 129 to 1631 code for a protein of 500 amino acids. Gene Ontology annotation, cellular component: nucleus; spliceosomal complex. The transcript is spliced from 2 exons. Gene Ontology annotation, biological process: mRNA splicing, via spliceosome. The record is from RefSeq and is a predicted model, not a curated record. NCBI's taxonomy places the organism in Eukaryota, Metazoa, Arthropoda, Insecta, Hymenoptera, Formicidae.
GCGAGCUCGAAAUCGCAGCACUGACGUUAGGGGGUUAGGGGGCCUUUAUUGUUGAAAGAAGAAGUCUUGACUUAGCGUGUUUUUGAGUUGAGUUGAUAUAUCAAAGUAAAUUGAGUUUAAAACCAGAGAUGGAGACAAUAUUGGAACAACAACGACGUUAUCACGAAGAAAGGGAGCGGCUGAUGGAUGCGAUGGUGAAGGAGAUGUUGCACAAAAAAGCGGGACAUCGCGAGACCAUCAAUUCGGAGCAUCGCUUGAAAAUGUUGCUGGAUCAGUUCAUGGACAGUACGAUGCAUUUGCAGGAUUUGUAUGAGGACAAGGACGGACAGAGAAAAGAAGAGGUUCAAGCACUUUCUGGCCCAAAUGAAUUCUCAGAAUUUUAUUCGCGUUUAAAGUCUAUAAAAGAAUUCUAUCGCCGACAUCCUAACGAGAUCAGCGUUCCCAUGUCCGUCGAAUUUGAGGAGUUGGCCAAGAUGAGAGAAAAUCCGACCGAAGAACUGUCCAAUCUCGUCGAGUUCACAGAUGAGGAGGGUUAUGGAAAAUACCUGGAUCUUCACGAGUGUUAUCAAAAAUUCAUCAAUCUUAAAGGGAUAGAGAAGAUAGAUUAUAUAACUUACCUGUCGACUUUUGAUCACUUAUUCGACAUUCCUAGAGAGAGAAAGAACGCAGAGUAUCAGAGGUAUGUCGAGUCCCUUUUAGGGUAUCUAACAGAAUAUCUGAACAGAAUGAGGCCUCUGCUCGAUAUAAGCACAGAGGUUGAAGAAGCCAACAAGGAUUUUCAAGCUCAGUGGGAGAAAAAUACCUUCCCUGGUUGGCCUAAAGAAACUGGAAGCGCUCUGACUCACGUAGGGGCACAUUUGGAGCUGUCUGCGUUCUCGUCGUGGGAAGAAUUAGCGUCUCUCGGUUUAGACAGAUUAAAAUCGGCUUUGAUGGCAUUAGGCCUCAAGUGCGGAGGUACUCUCGAGGAACGAGCGCAAAGACUUUUCAGUACAAAAGGUGAAGCUUCCCUAGAUCCCAACCUAUUAGCCAAGAAUCGAAAGGGGAAGUCAGCUAAGAGCAAGGAUUCCGAGAAGCAAAAGGAGAUUGCACGACUCGAAGCUCACGUAUACAAGCUCGCUGAAUUAGUGUCUAGUCAACGACUGGCUACGAAGGAAAACGUACAGAGGAAACAGGCGAGAACCGAGGGUGAAAGGGGAGACUCUGAUGCAGAAGCAAGCGCGAGCGAAUCGGAAGAAGAGGACGAUAAUGAGGUCCCGUAUAAUCCGAAGAAUUUACCUUUGGGCUGGGACGGAAAGCCCAUACCUUACUGGUUGUACAAGCUGCACGGUUUAAAUAUCAGUUACAACUGCGAGAUUUGUGGAAACUUUACUUAUAAAGGCCCGAAAGCAUUCCAGAGACACUUCGCGGAAUGGAGGCACGCGCACGGCAUGCGUUGUCUUGGCAUACCGAAUACAGCGCACUUUGCUAAUGUCACUCAGAUCGAAGACGCUCUUGCUCUGUGGGAAAAACUCAAGGCGCAGAAACAAGCCGAACGUUGGCAACCAGAGCAGGAAGAGGAAUUCGAAGAUUCGCUUGGCAAUGUAGUAAAUCGUAAAACGUAUGAAGAUCUCAAAAGGCAAGGUCUGCUCUAAAGUGUACUUCUUAGUUGGAUCUUAUUGUAAUCCUUGAUUAUUAACUGUAUCACUAAUCUUUUUAUAAUUCCACUUGUCCAUUAAAGUGAUUUCACGAGUGAAA